AUGAGCGAGAACUACGGCGUGGAUGUUCUCGGAACCGAGGGACAGUUGGCGGUACGUGCAUCGGCAAACGUAACAGACAACCUAUGGCAUCUGCCGCGUCCGAUGGAAGGCGCGCCGGCGCAGUUCUCAGAUUGGCAGCAGGUGGAUUUAUCAGAUGUCGGUCUUGAAGAGCCAAUCGUCACCAUGUACCGACGGAUAGUUCACGCCAUCGAAACGGAUACGCAGCCGCCGAGUAGUGGCGCGGAGGGACGUUGGGCGUUUGAGAUGAUGAUGGCGAUUUAUCAGUCGCACCGCGAAGGCGGACGACGCGUCGAAUUGCCGCUCGCCGAUCGCCGGCACCCGCUGGAGCAGUGGCGUGAUGCGUGA
This is a messenger RNA of Geodia barretti, 366 nucleotides long. The record is from the annotation of a GenBank genome assembly. Lineage: Eukaryota; Metazoa; Porifera; Demospongiae; Tetractinellida; Geodiidae.